Messenger RNA from Aspergillus calidoustus, 363 nucleotides. The record is from the annotation of a GenBank genome assembly. NCBI's taxonomy places the organism in Eukaryota, Fungi, Ascomycota, Eurotiomycetes, Eurotiales, Aspergillaceae.
AUGCCAUCUACGUCUGCAACUCUGCUACACCCUCUGGCGAGCACUACGAUCCCCACCGCCACCUCCAUUACAGCGAAGCAGAGUCUCGCGUCCACUACCGGCGCAAACCGCUGCGCGCCUUCGACGCACAUAAUCUGCCUCUCUUCCUCCUGCGUCAAAGACACAAAGUGGGACCGGGCCUUUUGGGGAAAAUCAUGGACGGAGGGUAGUUCGGGAUCGGCAUGCCACGCUGGGAAGGGCGAAGACAAGAAGCAGAUAAAGAUACCCAGUGUAAGGCCCAGGGAGGGAAUAAUGACCGAGCAGCGGUUCAGGGAGAUGGAGGAGGCGAGGGCGGAGGCUGUUCGGACUGUCAAGGGCGAGUAG